GCAGGCGGGCUCGGGGCAAGGCGGAACGAGGCGGGCUCCCGGGGGCGGGGCCGGGGCUGCGCGGGCCUCCAGGUUCCGCGCGCUGGGCCUGCGCGGGGCUCCCGGAGUUCGGCGCCAAAGCCUAGGAUGGAAGUCCGGGCGGGGGCUCCCGAGGCCCGCCAAACCCGCCUCUUCCUGCACUGCCUCUACUUGGUGGGCUUCUUGGAUCUGUUUGGUGUCAGCAUGGUUGUCCCAUUAUUAAGCCUUCAUAUCAAGUCUCUUGGAGCAAGUCCAACAGUCGCUGGGAUAGUAGGCUCCUCCUAUGGUGUUCUGCAACUCUUUUCCAGUACAUUGGUGGGCUGCUGGAGCGAUGUGGUGGGAAGACGCUUUUCCCUGAUGGUGUGCAUUCUCUGCAGUGCCCUGGGGUAUCUUAUUCUGGGAGUUUCCACCAGUGUGUUCCUGGUUGCCUUGGCUAGAGUCCCUGCAGGUAUUUUUAAACACACACACUCCAUUUCAAGGGCUGUGCUUUCUGAUCUGGUUGCAGAGAAGGAACGGCCACUCGUACUUGGAAAAUUCAACACAGCAUCCACUGCAGGCUUCAUCUUGGGCCCCAUGGUUGGCGGCUACCUCACUGAACUGGAUGGUGGUUUUUACCUGACAGCCUUCAUCUGUUUUUUUGUUUUCAUUCUCAAUGCUGGUCUCGUUUGGCUGCUUCCAUGGGGUGAAGUGAAACUCAACAUGACAGAGAAUGGCUGGCAAGUGGGCAAGAGCCACAGGCUUGUGGGAAAGACAAACUCUGAAGUGCCAGAAGAUGCCCACCCUGAGCCCACAGCAAGUGGUGGGACAGCUUGGUGGUUGCCCUGGAUGGAAGUCUUACAGACUCUGCGGCGUUUGAAGAGCCUGUUGUUUUCAGAGCUGCGGGACAUCUUUCUGGUGCGCUUGCUGAUGUCUAUGGCAGCCAUGCUUUACUAUAGCAAUUUCGUCUUAGCCUUGGAGGAGCGUUUUGAGGUGAGGCCCAAGAUUUCUGGCUAUCUCCUGGGCUACAGCAGCACACUGGGGGCCUUGGCUGGCUUUGCCAUGGGCCCCCUCAUGUGGUGGUACAAUGACAACUGCCACACCAUGCUACUGCACUCCAACACCCUCACCUGCCUGCUGCUGGUGCUCUACUCCAUGGCCUGCACCAUGAGCAUCGUGGUCUUUGCCUCUACCCUCCUAUCCUUCUCCACCUCCAUUGGCAGGACGUGUAUCACGGACCUCCAGCUGACCAUGGGUGGCGGGGCCCAGGCCAGCGGCACCCUCAUUGGCAUAGGUCAGUCUGUGACGGCUGUGGGGCAGAUCCUCGCCCCCCUCCUCUCGGGAGUGGCCCAGGAGGUCAGUCCUUGUGGCCCCCCCAUCCUAGGGGCGAUGUUAGCUUCCGUGGCUAUUAUGAUCAUGUCAGUCAACAGGCUUCAUCACGGUGGCAAUGCACCUGCAAAGUCAAAAAGUGAAUAGGAUGCAUGUAGACAACCCAGAAAAAAAAUAAAUAAAUCCAAAAUGUGCAGAGGCCUGAGAUGGAUGCUUUGGAAAGGGUCAUGAUGUAAGUGGAACAACUCACAUCCAGGUGGGUGUGCUUUCUUGCUCAGUGGCCUGAUCUGACCUGCAGGGUGACCAAAGUUGACAGGGAUACACAGAAAGGUCAGAAUGAGAGUGAAGCUUUGCCAAAGGCUUUGAGCUUUGACUUCAAAGUCUCCUCUUUUCUAUCUGGGUCAAUGAGGUUAAAAUUUUCAAGAGACAUAAAGCUACCAGUUGCCAAUCAGGGGACAACAGACCACAGCAUAUAUGAGAAGGGAAGAGCUCCCAAGAACUUAUUGACUAAACUACGGUAACACAGGCAUAAAAUUCUGACCUGUUGAGCUAUAGAUUUGAUGUCACAUUCUUCAAGUAUGAAGGAGUUUUUUCUGCUAUCAAAAUUCUAAAGAAGCUUCUUUGUUAAGAACAACAGCAGCCUAUCACUUUUUUUUUUUAAGAUUUCAACAUUGUUGGAUAGGAGAGAAAUGGAGAGAGAGGAGGGGAAGAUAGAGAUAGAGAGAGAAAGCUAGACACCUGCAGACCUCUUCACCGCAUGUGAAGCGACUCCCCAGCAGGUGGGGAGCCAGGGACUGGAACCGGGAUCCUUAUGCUGGUCCUUGCACUUUGCGCCACAUGCGCUUAACCUGCUGCUCUACCACCUGACUCCCACCCUAUCAUUUUCUGAGUCUAACAAGGUUCUGAAUGUUCAGUCUGGCUGGGGAGUAUUUAAAAAUCAAAUGUCCAUUCUCACUCCUGGAAGCUGAUGUUGUGGCCUCAGUAAGGCCUGGAAAUCUACCAUGAUAAUCAAGCAGCACUUCCAGUUUCUCACAAAGAUAGAAAAGGGACCUUCUGAGUCAUACUGGCUUUGAUAAAAAUCCAGACACUUGUUUGUUUUAAUUCAGAUUGGACUGUCUGUUAAAACUGUGCAAUCACUGUAUCACUUUGAUAGAGGUUAUAGAAAUAAAAAGGUUAGGGGCCAGGUGGUAACAUCCCAGGUAGAGUGCACAGGUUACUAUGCGUGAAAACCUGGGUUCAAGCCUCUGGCUUCCACCUGUGUGAGGAAGCCUCACAAGCAGAGGUGCAGACAUCUGUUUUUCUUGUCUUAUCCUUUAUUAAAAAAAAAAAAAAGGAAAAAAUGGCUGCUGAAAACAGCACAAUUAAGCAGACACCAAGCCCCAGGGAUAACACUAGUGCAAAAAAAAAAAAAAAAAAAAAAAAAGCAAAGAAAAGGGUUCAUGGGGCCUGUUCCCAGCUACUAUCUCUGAGACCUCACAUUUGCACAAGUCUACCUGGAUAUCUGGCAUUCUGAUUAGCUCAGGGCAGCCGUUACCCUGUUGAGCUGCCUGAGUCUGUUGGUAAUGGAAACCAAGGAGAAGUUAAAAGCACAGGAAAACUUUAAAGCCAACAGUCUGUGCAGAGUAAGAGUCAGGUCUUCAUGACAAUCAGAACUUAAUUCCUUCUUGAAAGUUGAAAAUCCUUUUAUACCUGUAAACAAAGAACUAUACUGAUCGACAGGGAAAUGUCUUGGAGUGACCUUUCCAAGAGUUCAGGCAAAUUGCCCUCAUUCCAGACUUUGCCGCCAAGAGGCAAGCUAAGAAGGCCAGAGUAACUUGAGCACAAGUUUGCAUGGAGCUUUCAAGACACCUGCUGACCAUUGUGGAGACCUGCCGUCAAUUAAAAACAAUUUAGAUGCAGCUUCAUUUUUCACCACAACAACUCUCUAUAUUGUACCUAGAUACUUUGUAUGCACAGUAAAGUUUGAAAAUCACUGGUCUGUCUGUAUCAUUGACAAGUAUGAACUCAGGGAAAUUAAAUAUGCCCAAUUAAGAUUUUUAAUUCUUUUAACUUCUGCAGGCCUUUCCAAGGAUUGAGCCACAUGAAAUUGCUGGUUUUUGUUUGUUUGGGUUUUUUGUUUGUUUGUUGUAAAUCAAACGUAUCUAUAGGUUCAUAUGGUUCAACAUAAUAUCAAAUGGAAUCUUCUCUUAGAGGUCCUGGAUGUUUCUGAGGUUUAUACAGAUGUUUCAACUGUAGACCAAGCAUAUCUGCCAAGUACUAUGAAAUAGCCUCCAGGCUUGGAUUUCUAUCAGUAGAAUUCUUGGCUUGUCCAUAGAAGAAGUAACUCUGCCCUCACAGCCAGAAAGAUGAGCACCUUCAGAAAUAGCAGAGGGUGCCUGGCCAGGACAGUGACAAUAGGCGACGCUCCGUGUCUCUGACCAUGUAGCCUCCUCCAGCAGGGAAGUCAAGCAGGACAUAAGCCUGGACCAUAGGGAAGGAGCUAGAAUCAGUGAUUCUGAUUAACCUGACAUAUUCUCAUACUGUGACCUCUUAAAAGUCAUGAUAUCCCGAAUCUUCCAUUGAGCCCAGAGCCAAAUUCUGAGGUAGCCUAGAUGUCUUAAUAUCAUGAAGAGAGUUGAGAUCAUGAAGGGGUGAAUCUGCCACCUAGGGGUGAGCUGUUAAUCUGCAGGAAAAGGAAAAGCCACAGAGAUCUUUGCUGGAGAAAGAGAAUCUUUGUGUUUUAUAAAAAGUCCUCUGGCUACAGUCAGGAACAUUAACUGCAGACCAGGAAAGGAGCUGUCUAAGGGACAGUAACUUAGUGGUGGGUGAUACCCAGGUGUGUGAUCUAAGGGUUAAAAGGCUGCUCGUGGGUUUUAAGCACAUUCUGCAAUCCUAUUUUAACUGGCAGAGAACAUGAGUGGGCAUAUGAGUGGGAGUCUGUUCUCUGGAACAUUCUGAAAAUUAAGUAUCUCUUUUCCUGGAUUUAUAAAUUGAUUAGGUAUUAGAGGCCCACUCUAGAAUAACUCUUAAGCAUUUGAGCAACUAGUAUAAGGGCAUAGGGCAGGGGUAGGUAGCAUAAUGGUUAUGCAAAAAGACUCUCAUGCCUGAGACUCCAAAAUCCCAGGUUCAGUCCCUCACACAACCAUAAGUCAGGGCUGAGCACUGAUAAAAAAAUUUUUUAAAAAAGACACUAUUAUUAGGGCAUAGUUUUUUUUUUUAUUUAGAAUAUACAUUAAAAUCCAACAUGGUGAUUCCCCAAACUAUUCCUCUUAGGAACUAAUUUAUAUUGUUAAGAAGUCAAUUCAGUAAGAUUACCUCAGAUCCAGCCAAGAUGAUUUAUAACAAAGGGUGGUAGGUAAAAAAAAAAAAAAAAAAACUUUUUUGUCUUAAUUUUUUUUAAGAACUUGCCAUUGCAUGGUAAUAAGGAUAUUUAAUAAUAAAGUUCUUUUUAAAAAUAUGGCUAAAAACUGUCAUGUGUUCCAAUAAACUCAUUUUCAAGCCAC
Molecule: messenger RNA, 4805 nt
Organism: Erinaceus europaeus (western European hedgehog)
Lineage: Eukaryota; Metazoa; Chordata; Mammalia; Eulipotyphla; Erinaceidae
Gene: SLC67A2
Product: major facilitator superfamily domain containing 9
Exons: 6
Coding region: 127-1470 (447 amino acids)
Biological process (GO): transmembrane transport
Molecular function (GO): transmembrane transporter activity
Source: RefSeq, a predicted model, not a curated record